GUGCAGAUCAAUAGCUGUUCGCUCCAGGACCGUGGUAUUAGUUGAACUUAAUAAUUGCACUCUUUUCUGGCCCUGUUAUGGCAAAGGCAGCAGCAAAAAAAACGAAGAAAUUGGCAUUCAAGAACGCCAAAAAAUCGUACAUAACGAAGGAUAAUAAAACCAGAGGCAUAAAAUUCUUGACGAAGAAGCUGAAAGAAAAUGAGCCGGAGUUUUUUACGCUCAUCAACCGAGUUAGUGUGAGACCAAAAAUGAAAUUGUGUGAUAUAACAGGCCUGCCAGCAAAUUAUACGUGUCCAAAGACUCGGCUUAAUUACUUUGAUAAGGACGUAUAUUACCAUCUGCUGGAGAUGAACACCGAUACGAUCAAGUCUGUUCUGGCAGUCAAGAAUUUUGGAAUGAACCUCUCUACAUUCAAGUAAAAUUCAUGUAUUUGGUGCUGUACGCACAGCUGAAGUUGUUGUGAUCUGCAGAGUUGUGCUGUAACUCUCUGUCUUUUCUGAAUACCAGUACUUUGUGUUGUGCUAUUACAUGCCGAGUACGAGCGUAUUUUUGUUCUCACUCCUGCUUUACCAUCAAUUAUGCUGGUAAUGCCAAAUUCAUUCCUUUUUAUUGCUACGAUGGAGUAACUGCCAAGCUUUUAUACCAAAAUAUUUCUCUUUCAAAUAUUAAGACCAUUUGUUACGCCACCUGCCACGUAUUUAGAGCUAAUCUCGGUGUGGCAGGAAUAUAAUAAGAAGUGUUAUGAGACAUACCCGUAAAUCAAAUGGCAUAUACAAUUUUA
Messenger RNA from Vavraia culicis subsp. floridensis, 781 nucleotides. RefSeq lists its product as uncharacterized. NCBI's taxonomy places the organism in Eukaryota, Fungi, Microsporidia, Pleistophoridae. The transcript has a single exon. Bases 78 to 419 code for a protein of 113 amino acids. Gene Ontology annotation, cellular component: Ino80 complex. Gene Ontology annotation, biological process: chromatin remodeling. The record is from RefSeq and is a predicted model, not a curated record.